AUGGCUGCUGAUAUGGGUAUAGCCCAGAAAUUGGAGAGUGAAAUCAUCUGUGGGAUAUGUUGGAACCACAUUUCUCAGCCAAUCACCAUGGACUGUGGGCACAACUUUUGCCAAGAAUGUCUCUCCUGGAGCUGGACAGUUGGAGUCGCACCUUUCUCUUGUCCUGAAUGCAGGCAAGUUUCCCAAAUCAGAGAACUCCCAGCCCGCAAUGUAAGCCUGGAAAAUCUGACUGACAUUGGUAAGCAGCUCAGCUCCCACCGUUUGCAGAGCACUGAGGGGCAGAGACAAUGUCCCACUCACAAGAAAGUCUUCGAGUUCUUUUGUGAGGAGGACCAGACAUUACUCUGUGUGUCUUGCUGCCAAAUGCCAGAGCAUGAGGCUCACAAACUCUCUCCUAUAGAAGAGGCUGCUCACAAUUACAGGAAGAAGCUCCACGAGAUUCUGAAUCGCUUGGGGAAGGAUUUUGAUGAAACUGAGAAACUUCUUCCGCAGCAGGAGGAGGUGCGGAGACCUCUUGUUGACUGGGUUUCGAUGAUUUCGGGAGAAUAUUACAAACUUCACUAUUUCGUGAUGGAGGAAGAAUUAGAGUGUGGGGAAAUUUUGGAAGCGCAAAUAAUCAGCAACCACAAACUAUCCAGGCAUAUCCAAACCCUUCAGGAAAUCAUACAAGAAAUGGACGAAUCAAGCCUGAAACCCAACCUUGACCUGUUGCAGGAUUUCACGGAGCUGUUGGGAAGGAGUGAGUCACUGUUGUCCCAAAGAUCCAAGGCUGUCAUUCCAGAACUGGAAGAAUUUCCCAUCACUGCAUUGAUUGAUAUCCUAAACAAAUUCAGAGUGGAUAUCAGUGUGGAUCCCAAAUCAGACCCCACCUAUGUGAUUGUUUCUGAGGAUCUGAGGAGUAUGAGGGCUGGAGAAGGCUGGCAGGUGGAGCCCAACCAGCCUGAAGACCCUGUUUGGCAUUAUGUCUUUGCUGAGCAGUUCUUCACCUCUGGCAGACACUAUUGGGAAGUGGAUGUGACACAAAUACCUCAGUGGGUAGUGGGGAUCUACACCCCAUUCUUGAGUACAGGGAUGGGGAGGAAUCCGAACUCACUUGCCUCUGUGUUCCUGCUUCGCUGUGUGAAGAAGAAAGAUCAUUACAAUUUCCAAACUUAUCCUGGAUCAUUAAACCAUCAAGCGAAAGACCCUGUGCCCAGGGUUGGAGUAUUCCUGGAAUACAGUUUUGGUGAGGGCCUCUUUUACAAUGUUCUUCAACGCUCCCUCAUUUAUAGGUUCUGUCCUAUUCCAUUCACAGAACCUGCCAUCCCUGUCUUUUCUCCUGGCCCCCCACUUUCAGGAACAAAGCCUGGUACCAUGACUAUCUGUCCAGUUGACUCUCAUCUUUGUGCCUGCUGUUACUCAUCAUCCUCCGUGGUGGAACCUCAAUCCACCACCAGGCUGCCUGGCUGUGGUCCUUCACUUUUCCAGGCUUCCCCAGGGAGAGAAUGA
This is a messenger RNA of Trichosurus vulpecula (common brushtail), 1488 nucleotides long. RefSeq names its product tripartite motif-containing protein 64-like. The record is from RefSeq and is a predicted model, not a curated record. The transcript has a single exon. NCBI's taxonomy places the organism in Eukaryota, Metazoa, Chordata, Mammalia, Diprotodontia, Phalangeridae. Bases 1 to 1488 code for a protein of 495 amino acids. Gene Ontology annotation, molecular function: zinc ion binding; protein binding.